GUAUUUCAGCCGUUAACAUGUCGGUCACUGCCAGGCGUAGCCUCAUCCACCGUCUCAUAAAUGCUUCCCAGCACACCGCUUGUCCCUGCCAUGGCUGUCGCUCAAUGGCCGCAUCUGGCCACACGGCGGUCGUGAACCAAUUGCGUAAACUAGCCACUCCUGUUGAUGUCGUGCAGAAAGAGUAUGCUUUCGAAGUCGCAGCUUCAAACCUACGGUUUGGAGAGGGUGUCACCUUGGAGGUUGGAAUGGAUCUCAAGAAUAUGAAUCCCCGAAAGGUUGGAGUCUUCACGGAUCCAAAUGUCGCAAAGUUACCGCCUAUGCGAAUGGUACACUUAAUUAAUGGAGCAUGGAUGCAAACAGCUCAUGCUUAUCUGCAGGCACUUGAAUCCCUAGAAAGUCAACCUGGACUGGUUUUUGAAGUUUAUGACAAAGUUGUCGCUGAACCAACCGAAGAGAGCUGGCGUGCUGCCAUCACUUGGGCUCGCUCUCAUGAUUUCAGUCACUUCCUCGCCGUUGGAGGCGGGAGCGUCAUGGACACGGCAAAAGCGGCGAACUUGUUCACUGUUUAUAAGGAGGCUGAUUUAAUGGAUUUCAUUAAUGCGCCAAUUGGCAAAGGUCUUCCAAUCACGGAAAAGCUUAGGCCGUUAAUAGCAGUUCCAACGACUGCUGGUACUGGCUCCGAAACGACUGGGACCGCGAUCCUAGACAUUACGUCGAAGUCCUUCAAGACGGGUAUAGCGUCGCGUGCACUCAAACCAAUGCUCGGCAUUGUUGAUACUCGUAACACCGACUCAUGUCCGAGAGAAGUACACAUCUCUAGCGGUCUCGAUACGCUCUUCCACAGCCUUGAAAGUUACACUGCUAUUCCAUACUAUGAGCGCACGCCUCGUCCUUCAAACCCCAUCAAUCGACCCGCCUAUCAAGGCAGCAAUCCCGUUGCAGACAUUUUCUCCGUCUGGGCUCUGAAACAAACGGUCAAAAAUCUCCCGCGCGUCGCGAAGGAUCCGACUGACAGAGAAGCGAAGCAGCAAAUGCUCCUGGCAGCAGCCUUCGCGGGUAUAGGUUUUGGAAACGCCGGCGUCCAUCUUUGUCACGGCAUGAGCUAUCCAAUUUCUGGCUUGAAUAAGGCUGGGCCGAAAUACAAGCAUCCUGGAUACCUUGUUGACCAUCCGAUUAUCCCGCAUGGAAUCAGUGUCGCUCUCACGGGACCAUCAGUUUUCCGUUUCACUGCGCCAUCUUCGCCAGACAGGCACCGAGAGGCUCUUGCCGUCUUCCUCAACACCUCACCCGACGACCCAUCUGUUAGCCGCAUCCCUGAUACAGAUGUUGGUGCACACCUGUACGAUGCAAUCGCCGGCUUCCUUGAUUCUCUCGGUGUGCCGCGGGGUCUCAAGGCGGUUGGAUACUCAAAGGCUGAUGUUCCUCGACUCGUGCAGGGCACGCUGCCGCAGCGCCGAGUCCUUGAUCUUGCACCUGGCAUCGGCGAUGUCGUCGGAGAAGAUGGGAAAGAAGCGCUUACUGGCAUCUUGGAAGGUGCACUGGAAUACUGAUCUAAUCAACUUUUGUACGUCAAAGAUAUUGUAGCUUUGCUGAUUGCUUGGGGUGACGAAUGAAACGUAUGCGUAAAGAGCUUUGUUUGUAAGUUUCAUAUUUCUGAGGAAUAAUACCGAUUAAAUUGAG
Fomitiporia mediterranea MF3/22 is the source of this 1680-nucleotide messenger RNA. RefSeq names its product iron-containing alcohol dehydrogenase 1. The record is from RefSeq and is a predicted model, not a curated record. Gene Ontology annotation, cellular component: mitochondrion. Lineage: Eukaryota; Fungi; Basidiomycota; Agaricomycetes; Hymenochaetales; Hymenochaetaceae. Gene Ontology annotation, molecular function: metal ion binding; alcohol dehydrogenase (NAD+) activity. The transcript is spliced from 11 exons. Bases 18 to 1550 code for a protein of 510 amino acids.